UGUAAUCGACGACAGAUUAAAAUGUUCGUGUGCCUGGGCCUUCAUCAGAACUAAAAAAGAAAGCCCUUCUAUCACACGCAGAGGGAGGGGAGGAUUUCGUAGUACCACAGUUGAGCUAGCGGAUCUUGCCGAGUGAGCCAAGGACCGCGGGAGAUCGUUGCGCCGUCGGUGAAAACUAGGUGAAGCUCUACACGUGGAGAUGAGCUCAUGGGAAAGCUGGUCCACAUUUUGAGACGAGGAGUUGAACAACCAAAACAAAACGGGAGUGUGGCCUUUGAAGGGCAGGGUGAUUGUUCGAGUGUUGAGUGUUUCACGGUCCGGGGAUAAUUUGAUCCGAAGACACCAUGGCGGUGACGAGUCCGGAGGAUCCAGUUGAGGCUAGACCCAUGUUGAAUUCCUCCCCCGAGAAAAAUGAGACCGUGGAGAAGAGAGAGAAACAUGGGGAUGAGGACGAAGGUGUUCAUAUGAAGAGAGAGAUCGGGCUUCUCGAGGGUGUUGCCAUUAUUUUAGGAAUCAUAAUUGGAUCAGGAAUAUUCAUCUCACCCAAGGGAGUUCUUAAAGAAACAGGAUCCGUGGGCAUGUCCUUGGUUGUGUGGAGUUUAUGUGGAUUUCUGUCCAUGAUUGGCGCACUCUGUUACGCGGAACUCGGCACCUCGAUCCCCAAGUCUGGGAGUGACUAUGCGUACAUCAACGAGGCGUUUGGUCCAAUGCCAUCCUUCUUGUAUUUAUGGGCGGCCAACGUCAUCUUCGUACCCACCACGAAUGCCAUCAUGGGUUUGACCGUGGCCAGCUAUCUCGCACAACCUUUCUUCCCGGAUUGUGAGGUACCGCAGCUGGCCAUGCAACUCAUAGCGGCACUCUGCAUUUGCUUCCUCACUUGGUUGAAUUGCCAUAGUAUGAAAGUCACCACCAGUCUACAGAACAUGUUCAUGUUCACCAAGCUGACAGCCUUGGCCUUGGUGAUUGGCGUUGGGUUUAUUGUCUUUGUUCAAGGAGGCUACAAGAGGUUUGACAAUGCUUUUGCCAACACGGAAACGGAUCCGGGGAAGAUUGCCGUAUCGUUUUAUUCGGGAAUCUACUCCUAUGCGGGCUGGAACUAUCUAAACUUCAUGACCGAGGAAUUGAGGGACCCGUAUCGUAACCUUCCCAAGGCCAUCUACAUUUCCAUUCCCUUGGUGACUAUCUCUUACGUGUUGGCUAAUGUGGCUUACCUGGCCGUGCUCGAUCCGGUGUCGAUGAUUUCGUCAAAUGCAGUGGCAGUCACGUUUGCCGACCAGACUUUGGGCAUCGGAUCGCUCUUGAUCCCGGCUUUGGUGGCUGUGUCGGCUUUUGGUGGCCUUAGUUGCCACAUCAUGACAUCAAGCCGAUUGUGCUUCGUAGGAGCUCGACAAGGUCACUUUCCGGACUGCCUUUCUAUGAUUACCGUGGAUAAAUUCACACCCAAACCGGCACUGAUAUUUCUGUGUAUUUUGUCCUUGUUCUACCUUGGCGUAGGGGAUAUUUAUUCCUUGAUCGAUUACGCCUCAUUCGUGGAAUCCAUGUUUAUUCUCAUAUCGCUAACUGGUCUCUUGUAUCUGCGAUGGAAACGACCUAAUAUGGAAAGGCCAAUUAAGGUUCAUUUGGCUGUGCCCAUCACGUUCUUAUUUAUCUGUACGUUCCUCGUGUUCAUGCCCUUGUACGUACGUCCCAUGGAAGUUGGAAUGGGUCUCCUGAUCACGGCAUCAGGCAUCCCCAUUUAUCUGGUUGGAGUGAAAUUAACCAAUAAACCUGCUUGGUUUACAACCUUAUUAGGUCAAGUGACGAACCAGACUCAAAAGCUUUUCAUGUCCGUGAAAGAGGAUUAAGCGACCUUGGAGGGCGGGUUUGGAAACCUUACACAUGCUUCCACCUAUCUUCAUGAUCUGAUGGGAAUUCCGGCCACACAUUUUCUAUAUUUGUAUCUCAAUGUACGUGAUCUCCAAUAAAGGUGUCGUGACCCUCCCCAAACGAGAGAGUUGGAUUUUCUCAUGGCCCUGCA
This is a messenger RNA of Tigriopus californicus, 2017 nucleotides long. It is a transcript of the gene gb, whose product is annotated as Y+L amino acid transporter 2-like. The transcript has 9 exons. The record is from RefSeq and is a predicted model, not a curated record. Gene Ontology annotation, cellular component: membrane. NCBI's taxonomy places the organism in Eukaryota, Metazoa, Arthropoda, Copepoda, Harpacticoida, Harpacticidae. Gene Ontology annotation, molecular function: L-amino acid transmembrane transporter activity. Bases 345 to 1844 code for a protein of 499 amino acids. Gene Ontology annotation, biological process: amino acid transmembrane transport.